Messenger RNA from Melampsora larici-populina 98AG31, 552 nucleotides. RefSeq lists its product as uncharacterized. The transcript is spliced from 3 exons. Bases 1 to 552 code for a protein of 183 amino acids. The record is from RefSeq and is a predicted model, not a curated record. Lineage: Eukaryota; Fungi; Basidiomycota; Pucciniomycetes; Pucciniales; Melampsoraceae.
AUGAAACGACACUUCGAAAACGUUCUAGAAAUCCAAAACGAACAAGACGGUUGCUGGGUGUUAGCCUUUCGAUAUGAUAUGAUGAUGCGUCAGACUUACAUGGUGUUUAAAGUAGGACCGGAGGGUACUGAAAUGGCUGAUAUCGGCGUGAGAAACCCAAGGAUUUACCGCUUAGCAGAACGCGACACUAUUCGGUACAACGAUGACAUGUACCUCGACAAUCCUUACGCAAUCACGGGUGCCAAGUCCUUCAUCGACCCCUUCGAUGGGUCCAACUGGGCAGAAAUUGUGUUAAAGGACAUGUUUAGUCGUGGUUUACGAAAUGAUCUUAGGGAGCAUGCUUUACAUUUACCUGAUUGGAAGAAGUGUACUACGUUGGAAGCUCGGCAAGAAUUGGCUUCUUUGGCAUCUGAACAACUUCAUGAUAUCGGUAUUCAUCGUGCAACUUACGGAUCUUCGCAGCCUUUGCAAAAGGUGGUAUCUUCUCCUGUGGUGGUCAACAUUCCUCGUGAUCCAAAUGCUAUGGAUAUUGAUGUGUUUGAAGCCUUAUGA